Molecule: messenger RNA, 456 nt
Organism: Ctenocephalides felis (cat flea)
Lineage: Eukaryota; Metazoa; Arthropoda; Insecta; Siphonaptera; Pulicidae
Exons: 3
Coding region: 1-456 (151 amino acids)
Source: RefSeq, a predicted model, not a curated record
AUGAUAGCUUGGAUAGUUUCCUCAAUUACAUGUGAUAAAAAUAGUGAUAAAUCAAAUCAUAAAGUAUUUAAAUUUAAAUCACCUGCCAUAAAAUCUCGAUCCAAAAUUAUUUAUGAUAUGAUAAAUGAUAUUGAUCAAACACAGAUCAACAGAACAACGACAACAGAAAUUACUAGUACUGAUGAACCAUUUGAGACUGACGAACAGGAAGAAAAACAAACAAACUAUAACAUGCUUAGAAGUAACAGCUUAGUAUCUUCAGGAGUAGAAAAAAAUAGCAGUACUAGAUCUCAAUUCACCAAUGAAAAUAAUUUAAAUUAUGAGCAAGCUCCAGAAAAGAAAUCACAGUUUACAUUCAAAUCUUCUUCAAAUAUUAUUGAAACUAAAAAAACAGAAAACCAUUCAAAAUCUGAAGAUGUUUUUAACUUAUAUGAUGAAAAUGAGACUGAAUCAUAG